Messenger RNA from Cylicocyclus nassatus, 240 nucleotides. NCBI's taxonomy places the organism in Eukaryota, Metazoa, Nematoda, Chromadorea, Rhabditida, Strongylidae. The record is from the annotation of a GenBank genome assembly.
AUGAUGUGUGAUGCAGAAAAGGCAUACCUUGACGAACAUCUGAAGGACUAUUCGACUUUAGAACUUCCGCAACCUUCCGAGACUAUUCAUGGUGUCAGACAUGCACACUCUACCAGUAAACGCUACGUUUCAGAUGAGGCCAUCCAACCCACGGAUGAGUUGGCCGGCAUAACUUCUAUCGGCCAGACACCACUCGUUUUUGUGGAUCCUGGGGUAAUGCGAACGCACAAUACUAUUUGA